Messenger RNA from Trichomonas vaginalis G3, 573 nucleotides. RefSeq names its product ankyrin repeat protein family. The record is from RefSeq and is a predicted model, not a curated record. The coding region runs from base 1 to 573 and encodes 190 amino acids. Gene Ontology annotation, molecular function: protein binding. Lineage: Eukaryota; Parabasalia; Trichomonadida; Trichomonadidae. The transcript has a single exon.
AUGGAUGAUGAUAGAUUUUCUCCACUAAUUAUGGCAUCACGACAUGGUCAUCUUGAAGUUGUUAAAUAUCUUAUUUCUGUUGGUGCUGAUAUGGAAGCACAGAAUCUUGAUGGAUAUUCUCCACUAAUUAUAGCAUCACGAUAUGGUCAUCUUGAAGUUGUUAAAUAUCUUAUUUCUGCUGGUGCAGAUAAAGAAGCAAAGGAUAUUUAUGGAGCUACUCCGCUCAUUAAAGCAUCAAAAAACGGUCAUCUUGAAGUUGUUAAAUAUCUUAUUUCUGUUAGUGCAGAUAAAGAAGCAAAGGAUGUUGGUGGAAAUACUCCACUCUUCUAUGCAUCAUAUUAUGGUCAACUUGAAGUUGUUAAAUAUCUUAUUUCUGUUGGUGCUGAUAUAGAAGCAAAGGAUGAAAAUGGAAAUACUGCAUUCAUAUUAGCAUCAGAAUCUGGUCAUCUUGAAGUUGUUAAAUAUUUAAUCUCUGUUGGAGUUGAUGAAAAAGCAAAGAAUAAUGACGGCGAUUCUGCACUCUCCCUUGCAAGUGAUGAUGUUCGUGAUUAUUUGAUAUCUAUUGGAGCAUAA